Rhipicephalus microplus (southern cattle tick) is the source of this 2217-nucleotide messenger RNA. Its product is annotated as elastin-like. The record is from RefSeq and is a predicted model, not a curated record. Lineage: Eukaryota; Metazoa; Arthropoda; Arachnida; Ixodida; Ixodidae.
AUGUACUACAGCUCAACGGAGUCCGUACGCCUUUCUGUUGGCGUGGGGGACCUGUCCGUUGGCGUGGGGGACCUGUCCGUUGGCGUGGGCGACCUGUUCGUUGGCGUGGGCGACCUGUUCGUUGGCGUGGGGGACCUGUUCGUUGGCGUGGGGGACCUGUUCGUUGGCGUGGGGGACCUGUCCGUCGGCGUGGGGGACCUGUCCGUUGGCGUGGGGGACCUGUCCGUUGGCGUGGGUGACCUGAUCGUUGGCGCGGGCGACCUGUUCGUUGGCGUGGGCGACCUGUUCGUUGGCGUGGGGGACCUGUCCGUUGGCGUGGGCGACCUGUUCGUUGGCGUGGGGGACCUGUCCGUUGGCGUGGGGGACCUGUCCGUUGGCGUGGGGGACCUGUCCGUUGGCGUGGGGGACCUGUCCGUUGGCGUGGGCGACCUGUUUGUUGGCGUGGGCGACCUGUUUGUUGGCGUGGGCGACCUGUUUGUUGGCGUGGGGGACCUGUCCGUUGGCGUGGGGGACCUGUCCGUUGGCGUGGGCGACCUGUUCGUUGGCGUGGGCGACCUGUUCGUUGGCGUGGGCGACCUGUUCGUUGGCGUGGGCGACCUGUUCGUUGGCGUGGGGGACCUGUCCGUUGGCGUGGGGGACCUGUCCGUUGGCGUGGGGGACCUGUCCGUUUGCGUGGGGAACCUGUCCGUUUGCGUGGGGCAACUGUCCGUUUGCGUGGGGCAACUGUCCGUUUGCGUGGGGCAACUGUCCGUUUGCGUGGGGCAACUGUCCGUUUGCGUGGGGCAACUGUCCGUUUGCGUGGGGGACCUGUUCGUUGGCGUGGGGGACCUGUUCGUUGGCGUGGGCGACCUGUUCGUUGGCGUGGGGGACCUGUCCGUUGGCGGGACCUACCUGUCCGUUGGUGUAGGGGACCUGUCCGUUGGCGUAGGGGGCCUGUCCGUUGGCGUGGGGGGCCUGUCCGUUGGCGUGGGGAGCCUGUCCGUUGGCGUAGGGGACCUGUUCGUUGGCGUAGGGGACCUGUUCGUUGGUGUGGGGGACCUGUUCGUUGGUGUGGGGGACCUGUUCGUUGGUGUAGGGGACCUGUCCGUUGGCGUAGGGGACCUGUCCGUUGGCGUAGGGGGCCUGUCCGUUGGCGUGGGGAGCCUGUCCGUUGGCGUAGGGGACCUGUCCGUUGGCGUAGGGGACCUGUUCGUUGGUGUGGGGGACCUGUCCGUUGGUGUGGGGGGCCUGUCCGUUGGUGUGGGGGGCCUGUCCGUUGGCGUAGGGGGCCUGUCCGUUGGCGUAGGGGGCCUGUCCGUUGGUGUGGGGGACCUGUUCGUUGGUGUGGGGGACCUGUCCGUUGGCGUGGGGAGCCUGUCCGUUGGCGUGGGGAGCCUGUCCGUUGGCGUAGGGGACCUGUCCGUUGGCGUAGGGGACCUGUUCGUUGGCGUAGGGGACCUGUUCGUUGGCGUGGGGGGCCUGUCCGUUGGCGUGGGGGACCUGUUCGUUGGCGUGGGGGACCUGUCUGUUGGCGUGGGGGACCUGUCUGUUGGCGUGGGGGACCUGUCUGUUGGCGCGGGGGACCUGUCUGUUGGCGCGGGGGACCUGUCUGUUGGCGCGGGGGACCUGUCUGUUGGCGCGGGGGACCUGUCCGUUGGCGUGGGGGACCUGUCCGCUGGCGUGGGGGACCUGUCCGUUGGCGUGGGGGACCUGUCCGUUGUCGUGGGGGACCUGUCCGUUGGCGUGGGGGACCUGUCCGUUGGCGUGGGGGACCUGUCCGUUUGCGCGGGGGACCUGUCCGUUUGCGCGGGGGGCCUGUCCGUUUGCGCGGGGGGCCUGUCCGUUUGCGCGGGGGACCUGUCCGUUUGCGCGGGGGACCUGUCCGUUUGCGCGGGGGACCUGUCCGUUUGCGCGGGGGACCUGUCCGUUUGCGCGGGGGACCUGUCCGUUUGCGCGGGGUACCUGUCCGUUUGCGCGGGGUACCUGUCCGUUUGCGCGGGGGACCUGUCCGUUUGCGCGGGGGACCUGUUCGUUUGCGCGGGGGACCUGUCCGUUGGCGAGGGAGACCAGGCCCUUUGCGUGUUGGACCUGUCCGUUGGCGUAGUAGACCUGUCCGUAGGGGACCUGGCCGUUGGCGGCUCCUCCCACCGAGACGACCGCCGGUCGCCCCACGGUGCGAAGCACGGAGGCGAUGCCCCCCGCCGCCACUCUGCAACGUCCACGAGGCUGUCUCUGUAG